CACUGAGAGGAUCGUGCACAUUGGCUCCACCGCGUUGCGUGCGCAGCGUCGCCUCUUCCAAGCAAGCUCCCAUUAUUCUUCAGAAGGGCCGUUUUUUGCUCGAUCGACUUUGUUGUCUCACUCGGAUAGGAGAGGACCGUCUUUAUUUCUUCCCAAGAUGAACCAAACCGCUACGGUAUCGCAUCAAGUUAAAUGCCAAUCUACAAAGACAAUUAAGGACCUUGGUGGGGUGAGUCCACCUCAAAGGAACUGGAAGGGCAUCGCCAUUGCCUUGCUGGUCAUCCUCGUGGUUUGCUCCCUCAUCACCAUGUCAGUCAUUGUCCUCACGCCAGUUGACACCCAAGCUGGAAGCGACACCAAACUGACUGUGGAGGAUCUCUUUAAGCCGGAAUUCAAGGUUCAUGAACCCAAGGCUAAUUGGAUCAAUGACUCUGAAGUUAUUUAUAGAAACAGUGAUGGACAUGUCAUCAAGUUCAACAUCCUCUCCAACGAAACAGAGAUUGUCCUAUCAAACACAACAUUUAUAAAUUUCAAUGUGGCCAAGUACUCUGUGUCCCCUGACUUGAAGUAUGUUCUUUUUGCCUAUGAUGUCAAACAGGUUUACAGACAUUCCUAUAUGGCUUCCUACAGCAUCUACAAUAUCCACACAAGGUAAUUGUGGGAGCUGGACCCUCCAGAAGUGGUAAACUCAGUCCUGCAGUACGCUGCCUGGGGAGUGCAAGGCCAACAACUGAUUUACAUAUUUGAAAAUAACAUUUACUAUCAGUCUGAUGUGAAGAGUAACUCUCUAAGGCUGACAUCCUCAGGAAAGGAAGGCGUCAUAUUUAAUGGGAUUGCUGACUGGCUUUAUGAAGAGGAGAUCCUUCAGACCCAUGUGGCACAUUGGUGGUCGCCGGAUGGAGAGAGAUUGGCCUUCCUCGUGCUGAAUGAGAGUCAGGUGCCCAACAUGGCUUUGCCUCGAUUCACUGGCAUGACAUACCCCAAAGGAAAACAGUAUCCUUACCCCAAGGCUGGCCAACCCAAUCCAGUGGUGAAGCUUUUUGUUGUCAAUCUUUACGGGCCGACACACACGCUGGAGCUCAUGCCACCAGACAGCCUCAAACUAAGGGAUCAUUAUGUAACCAUGGUAAAAUGGAUCAGUAAGACGCAUACAUCUGUUAGAUGGUUGAACCGGGCUCAGAACAUCUCCAUUCUGACUGCGUGUGACACCACCACGGGAGCCUGUGUCACGAGACAUGAAGAAAAUUCUGAGCUCUGGCUUUCCAAACAGAACCAAGAUCCAGUGUUCUCGAAAGAUGGCAAAAGAUUCUUCUUGACUGUUCCAGUGAAACAAGGGGGACGUGGAGAGUUUCAUCACAUCGCCAUGUUUAACACCCAGUUCCGAGCAGAUGAAAAUGAAGUCCGGCAUUUAACGUCAGGAAACUGGGAGGUGACAAAAAUCCUUGGCUAUGAUGAAAGCUCUGAUAACCUUUAUUUUCUCAGUACGGAGGGUUCACCUCGAAGGCGGCAAGUUUACAGCGUGAAAACUGUUGGAUUGUUCCCACGAUGGUGUUUAACAUGCGAGCUCAAUAAGGCGCACUGUUUGUACUUUGAUGCUGUUCUAAGCCCCACGAACCAGCACAUUAUCCUUCACUGUAAAGGUCCUGGAACACCUAUGGUGAUCUUACACAGCCUCAAUAGUACAAAUUACUUUAUUCUUGAGAACAACUCGGUGCUGAAGGCAGCCUUGAACAUCAAAAGGAUCCAGCUGACUGACUUCAGGACAGUUUCAAUCGGACAUUUUGAUUUACCUUUGAAAAUCUCCUAUCCGCCUGACUUCUCAGAAUCUCGUCACUACGGGCUCCUCUUGGUUGUCGAUGGCUUCCCUGGUGGUCAGGCUGUGAGUGACCAAUUUGCUCUCAGCUGGGACUCAGUGCUGGUCAGCUCAGACAACGUUAUUGUGGCUCGUCUCGAUGGGCGGGGUAGCGGCUUCCAGGGCCAGAGGGUCUUGCAUGAAGUGCACCAGAGACUGGGCACUGUGGAUGUUCAGGACCAACUCGCAGCAGUGGAUUACAUGAUGAACUUUCCAUACAUCGAUAAGACUCGGAUAGCAAUUUUUGGAAAGGGGUAUGGAGCCUAUAUUGCAUUAAUGCUGCUCAAGUCUACAGAUAGUGUCUUCAAAUGUGCUUGCGCGAUGUCACCUGUGACAGAUUUGAAGUUGUAUGCAUCAGCCUUCUCGGAGCGAUAUCUUGGCAUGCCUUUGCGAGAUGACAGCAGAUAUCAGUUAUCCAGUGUGCUGCAGAACGUUCAUGCGCUAAGAGACCAGACACUGAUGCUUGUACACGGCACAGCAGAUGCUAACAUCCACUUCCAACAUACUGCCGAGCUGGUCAAGAACCUCGUAAAAGUUGGAGCAAACUACUCGAUGCAGCUGUACCCAGACGAAGGCCAUUUCCUGUCCCAUCAAAGCAACCAGCACCUGUACGCCACUCUUACGAGCUUCUACAGGGAAUGCCUGAAGGAGGAGUUACUCCCACUGACGGAUGAUGAAGAUGAGGAGGAGGAGUAGGCAGGAGGUCUUUGUGCAGUCGGACCACAUUUUAGAUGGACACGGACAGUAGAGUUUUAGAGCUGCUCAUGCGCUUAAGUCUGUGCGAUUGCACAUUUGUGAAAUAGAAAGACAACUUCUGGCCACCAAUGAUGACAGGGACACUUUUUACAGCGUGGACUUGAGAUAGGAAAGGGCCUCUAAAAUUUCAAUUCCACUGCAAUUAUUGUCAAAGCACACUGAACACCCUUCCUCGUCUUUUGCGAGAUCCCUUGUGGUCAUUCACCAUUGUUACAGUUGCAUGGAUCUGUUUCGUUCCCUUUACCCUUCUCUCUUCUGUGGUGUCGAUUGAGAGAACACCACUUACCUCUUUUUUUAUUUUCUUGGAUCACAACAUUGACUAGAGUCUCUGGUGAAAAGUUGAAAUAUUUUUUGGGGGGGGGGUGAUCACAAACUGAAAUGCGGCUGCACCUGUUCCAAUCGAUGUGCAAGAAACUAUUGAGCAAGGCAUGCCUAAAACACUGCGAUUGGCUGGCAACCGGUUCAGGGUGUCCACCGCCUCCUGCCCGAAGACAGCUGGGAUAGGCUCCAGCACCCCCCGCGACCCUUGUGAGGAUAAGCGGAUUGGAAAAUGGAUAGAUGGAUGCCUAUAACGUGGGUGAGCAGUGCUAACACAAUCCACAGAAUGAUUCAAACUCCAACGUCCUUCAUAACGUCGUUGAAUGGGUUCACAAAGUGUUUUAAUGAAAUCAGAAAAAUAGCCAAUCUGUUUUACUGUGAUACAACUGAGCAAUGAAUGAAAAUGAAAAGAGGCUAUGUAUUGAUGCACAAAGAAAUGCUCCCCAGCCACUCAGAUCCUGAAUAAGUGCAAUUCCUACUGUAACCCACCUCCCCACCACCACCACUGCCCCUGACAUAAAAACACUUUCUCUAUGUCACAUUUAUUGUACAGGGGUUUUUGUGUAGACAUGUACAAUGCCUUAUGAGGUUCAGCAUACUGUAAUAUAUCUUGCGGGCAGUGAUCGUUUUGCAUUAGCAGUGUCAUUUAAACCGAUGUUAACUCAGGUGUUUGAGAAAAUAGACAAAGUUUAGGAUCUGAAAGCUAAAACUCUCAGUCUGCCAUACGGUCUCCAUUAAGUUUCUACAUGAAGGUAGUAAAUACCAGGCCAUGCAGUAAUAAUUCAUUUCAGAAUAUGAUCUGUUAUUGAAUACGAAUGCAGGCAGUCACAUCUCAAAAGUGGUGCAUAUUCUUUUUUCAAGAUAUUCUCCAAAGACCUAAUAUUUGAAAAUGUAUCAAAAUAGAAGUUAUAAAUGGAUUUUUUUUUUUUUCAGUAUCAACAAGGUGUUUGCAUGUCUCCUGAAAAUGUGUCAGGGUUUGGCACAUUUUGUACAGUACAAUACAGCAAAGUGUGUACAUAAAUAUAUUUUUGAGAUGUCUCGUAGAAAGUUGAGUCCAAAGGGAAUUCAUUGAGUUGACUUGGAUGUAUCGUAUGGUUCUGUUUCCCUUAGGUUUUAUCUCCACGAUAAUUUACUUAGAAUGGAUUUUGUAUUGCCUGAUCUUUUUUUUUCCCCUUCUUUUUAAAAAGGGAAAGGACGGGGUCGUGGUCUUGGGGUUGUUGUGAUUGUCCUCUAGCAAUGGGUAUAAAUAGAAAAAUAAUAAAAAAGAAAAUGAAUAAACAAAAGUGUCUUGAGUCAGCAUUGUACAAACAUAAUUAACGAAAUUUACUUGAACGACACGAAUGUGAUGAAGGAUUCUGUCAUUUUACAAGCUAUGGUGUAACUUCUCUUGAUCUGGACAUUUACUACAGCUGGGGACUACCGAUAAAUGGAAUUUAACUAUUAAGUCCUAUUUUGCGGUGUGUGUAGUUCUGCAACUAGUUUUCAUGACUUGCCAACCGCCUGCCAACUCCACAUCCAAUCGCAAGUGUACGGCGUCACACUGGGGGAAAGGUUUUACGAUGCGAUGCGACUAACACAGAUGCUUGCGGCCAAUGGAAAAUGUCAGGCUGGACAGUAGAAAGACCUGAUUGAUAUGUGGUGUGCACCGUCAUGUUUGAAUGAUUCGUGCCAACUGGAGCUCAAACAGAAAAGUGAAAGUCCACACACUGUUGAAGACGGCAUGACUUCUUAGAAUUGCUCCCAAGUUGUUGGAAGUUCAAUAAAAGUGGUGCUUUCAAACAUUUCCC
Molecule: messenger RNA, 4713 nt
Organism: Hippocampus comes (tiger tail seahorse)
Lineage: Eukaryota; Metazoa; Chordata; Actinopteri; Syngnathiformes; Syngnathidae
Gene: dpp10
Product: dipeptidyl peptidase like 10
Exons: 26
Biological process (GO): proteolysis; regulation of potassium ion transmembrane transport
Cellular component (GO): plasma membrane; voltage-gated potassium channel complex
Molecular function (GO): serine-type peptidase activity; potassium channel regulator activity
Source: RefSeq, a predicted model, not a curated record